This is a messenger RNA of Dioszegia hungarica, 1065 nucleotides long. Its product is annotated as kinase-like domain-containing protein. The transcript is spliced from 5 exons. The record is from RefSeq and is a predicted model, not a curated record. Gene Ontology annotation, biological process: signal transduction; endocytosis; peptidyl-serine phosphorylation. Gene Ontology annotation, cellular component: cytoplasm; nucleus. The coding region runs from base 1 to 1065 and encodes 354 amino acids. Gene Ontology annotation, molecular function: ATP binding; protein serine/threonine kinase activity. Lineage: Eukaryota; Fungi; Basidiomycota; Tremellomycetes; Tremellales; Bulleribasidiaceae.
AUGGAUCUGCGGGUGGGCGGAAAGUACAGGAUCGGGAAGAAGAUCGGGAGUGGAUCGUUCGGUGAUAUCUACCUCGGCGUCAACAUCGUCUCGGGCGAGGAGGUUGCCAUCAAGUUAGAGUCUGUCAAGGCGAAGCACCCACAGCUCGAGUAUGAGUCGAAGGUGUACAAGUCGCUCGCGGGCGGUGUCGGUGUGCCAUUCGUGAGGUGGUACGGGACGGAGUGCGACUACAACGCCAUGGUCCUGGACUUGCUCGGCCCCUCCCUCGAAGACCUCUUCAACUUUUGCAACCGCAAAUUCUCACUCAAGACGGUCCUUCUCCUCGCCGACCAGCUCGUCUCGCGUGCCGAGUACAUUCACUCGCGCAACUUCCUCCACCGCGACAUCAAGCCAGACAACUUCCUCAUGGGUAUCGGCAAGCGGGGCAACCAGGUCAAUGUCAUCGACUUUGGGCUCGCCAAGAAGUACCGUGACCCCAAGACCCACUUGCACAUCCCGUACCGGGAGAACAAGAACUUGACGGGUACGGCGCGUUACACGAGUAUCAACACGCAUUUGGGGGUGGAGCAGUCCAGGCGGGAUGAUUUGGAGAGUUUGGGUUACGUCCUCAUGUACUUCCUCCGUGGUCAGCUCCCCUGGCAGGGUCUCAAGGCGGCGACCAAGAAGCAGAAGUAUGACCGUAUCAUGGAGAAGAAGAUGACAACCCCCACCGAGGUCCUCUGCCGAGGCUUCCCCAACGAGUUUGCCAUCUACCUCAACUACUGCCGGUCACUCCGCUUCGACGACAAGCCCGACUACUCGUACCUCCGCAAGCUCUUCCGUGACCUCUUCGUCCGCGAAGGCUUCCAGUACGACUACGUCUUUGACUGGUCGGUCCAGCCCGACCCGAGCAAGCAGCAGCACAAUGACCAGAUGAGCGGUCAUGCCCAGCUCCAGGCGAUGCAGGCGCAGCAGAAGAGGCGGGUCAUGCCGGGAGAGGAGCAGCCGGGGAUGCCAUCGGCGAUGGACAACCAGAGGCAGCUGCGGAGCGCGACGAGGAACCAGGUCAGGGAACAGCAGUGGUAA